This is a messenger RNA of Trichomycterus rosablanca, 2569 nucleotides long. RefSeq names its product Ras association domain family member 2a (gene rassf2a). The transcript is spliced from 10 exons. Gene Ontology annotation, cellular component: cytoplasm; nucleus. Bases 229 to 1179 code for a protein of 316 amino acids. Gene Ontology annotation, biological process: signal transduction; positive regulation of protein kinase activity; positive regulation of JNK cascade. Lineage: Eukaryota; Metazoa; Chordata; Actinopteri; Siluriformes; Trichomycteridae. The record is from RefSeq and is a predicted model, not a curated record.
GCUGACGGAGACUCGGAUCAGGCGCGCGCUCGAGGAAACACGCGCUCGGGUCGAAACUGCUCCGCGUGGCUGUUCGGUUCGGAUUAAAGGCAGACCGGAGCGCGUGAGGCGCGUCUGAUCAGAUUAAAAAGACCGACAGCUCCAGACACCGACGGCGUGACGUCACUGGUGCGAGUAGAAAGAGCUCACAGACGCGGUCUCCAUCCAUGCAGUGGUGCUAAAGUAAAGAUGGAUGACAGGAGUGUUCAGGUUGGAGAGAAUAAAUACAUCAGCAAGAGCAUUUUCCUCGCCCAUCUGAAAACCUACAACCUCUAUUAUGAAGGACAGAACCUGCAGCUGAGACACCGAGAGGAAGAAGGCGAGCUGAUUGUGGAGGGUCUCCUUAAUAUCUUCUGGGGUUUGCGUCGACCAAUCAGAUUGCAGAUGCAGGAUGACAAUGAGAGAAUCAGACCGCCUCCUUCUUCCACAUCCUGGCAUUCGGGCUGUAGCCUGGGCGACCCCAGCACCGAGGCUCAAAAACAGACUGCACCCUCCAUCCAGGUGACCCCACCUGAGAGCCAAUCAGAAAAUGGUUCAACCAACGAGACUGAGGAAGAGGAAGACACGUCUGCUCAGCUCCUGAGAACCAAAAGUGAUGCUGGAGUUUUGAGGCGGAGCAAUAAGCGGUCUCCUAGCGACCAGCGGAGAAUCAGAAGGCACCGUUUCUCCAUUAAUGGUCACUUUUAUAAUCACAAGACGGCCGUUUUCACUCCGGCGUUCGGCUCGGUCACUAAUGUGAGGAUAAACAGCUGUAUGACCACACCUCAGGUGCUGCGUGUCUUACUCAACAAGUUUAAGAUCGAGAACAGUCCAGAUGAUUUUGCUCUCUACCUCGUCCAUGCCAGCGGAGAGCGUAUAAAGCUAAAGAACACCGAUCACCCCCUGGUGUUGAGGAUCCUGCAGGGCCCAUGUGAACAAGUCUGCAAAAUCUUCCUGAUGGAGCAGGACCUGGGAGAGGAGGUCACCUACGAUGUGGCACAGUACAUUAAAUUUGAGAUGCCCGUGCUUCAGAGUUUCAUUACUAAGUUAAAGGAGGAAGAGGACAGAGAGGUACAGAAGCUCAAACGCAGAUAUAAGUAUCUGCGAUGUAUCAUUGAAAAGCAGUUGCAGUGUUUACCUGAUGAUACCAGCUGCAUGUGAAAAGUCCUGCACACUCAUCUCCCCCUCACUGAACCACACAGACCUGUUUGGUGCUCUUUAUCAUCCUGCAGUAGAGCCUGACAUCAGCUUUUCUUCUCAAUGUCUAUGAUUGAUAUGUUCCAUCCUUAUGUGGCUGAUUAGAGCUCUAAUUACAACUGUAUUACUGUAUGAAGUAAUGAAACGUGUUAGUUUAUUAUCGUGUACAGUGAACCGUACUCAUGUUGAAGAGUCUGAACAAGGUGUAGGUGUUGCAUAAGACAUUUAAACAUUCAAAAUUAGGGUGUAAUAGGUUUUAUAGUGGGCUUAGAGAUAGGAAACACCAUGACUGACUAUUUCCCCUGUAUUCUAGUACUGAUUUACAUUCCCUCAUUGACUUCCUCUCACAACAUCAGAGCUCUGCCCGUUUGCUGUAUUUUAGAAGACAGACACUAUCUAUAUAUGCUAUAGCAGAAUAUGGUAAUGAAUGUCACGUCAGCUUUUGUGUACUGAUGGAGUGAUUGUUUUAGUGGGACCACACUUUCUCUCUGCAAUGAGUUAAUAAGCUAACUAACUAGUUAGCGUGCUUAACUAGAUAAGCAUCUAGCUAGUAAAUGUUUCUUUUUUAAAUAAUUAAAUGACCAAAAACACAGAAGUAGUAGUUUGCUACUUUGCUACAAAAUUUGAAAUAUGUCCAUAUAAGUGUUUUGCUAGUUUGUUGUUUGCUUGUUUAAUAGCCACGUGGCUUCUUGUGGGUACUCUGGUUUCCUCUCACCUUUAAAACGAGCAGGUAUUGGAUUGGCUACUGUUGGCUAUAACAAUGAAUGUGUGAGUGUGUGAUACCCUGCAGUAGAUUGGCAUCCUGUUUAAGGUAAAGUUCUGACUAAUAAUAAUUAAUUAGUAAUUAAUAAUUAACUAGUGAAACUUUACUGAUGGUUUGUUUAGGGGUUCCUAAAAGUAAAUAGAGGAAGUCAACGAGUCUUGGAAUGUCGCCACACUUUUAUAUCUGUCGCCUCCUAAUCGCACAAUUUAGAAAAGCACAUUUUAUUAAUCUGGAGUGGGAUUAAUUCUUGCCAUGUGAGAAAUCUCGUAAUGAUAAGCACAAUAAAACUCGACAAAGCGCACUCGUGUUAUUUAGUGCUAACACUUGUAGAAAGUGUUUAUAUGUAGGACCUAGUUGUUGGACAGCUGAACCUGUUUAUGUGAGAGUAUGAAUGUGUGCAUGAUCUUACAUGAAUUAAAGCAAAUUUGUAAUGUUUUUACCUCUUUUUUAAAAAGAAGUUUAUUAUUUUUACACCUUUGCUUCCCUAUUAGUUUGUUUUAACACAUAGAAUUUAGCAUGUCUUUAAUUUUGGCUUACAGUGAUGUCAUUUAAUAGAUCAAUGAUUGUAAAUAAAUGAAAUAAGGAAAACAA